UCCCUGGACUCUGGAGCGGCCCGGGACGCGGGGAGACGGGGCUGGAGGAGGGCCUCGCCCGCCUCUCCCCGGGAUGGAGGGGAUGGAGGCGGCGGCCCAGCCUGCGCGCGGCGGCCCGCGAGGAUCUAUAACCGGGAGAACAGCCAGCCCCAUGGAGGUGACUUCAGCCAAGGAGAGAAACGGUCCUGAACCACAGCCAGACAAUGGACCUCUUCCAACACCCUGGCUCUGCUCUGGGGAAGACCAGACACCCAGUCUGAUGCCCUCCCAGCCUCCCAAGGCACGGUUCCGAGGUCCCUCUGUGUUGGAGUCCAAGGUGAAGGCUUUAAAGGAGAAGAUGACAGCCCAUAAGCACGGGGCAAAACCCUGUCCCACUUCUCCUGAGCAUGCAUCCUCCAAGGAAUCCAGAUGCCAACGAGCCAAGGCUAGGGGAGUCCCGCCUCUCUCUGAGGGCUUUCCCCAGCCAGGUGCCAUGGUGGUCCCCUAUUCUCAGAACCUGACUGAUGGGCAGCUGGGCUACAAUAUCAGUGAAGAAGAACCUGCCAGGAACGGGAACUUCAGUCCUCCGAGGUUACCUGCCCCUGGGCUAAAGUCCUGGAAUGGGCAGAGCCCAUGGCCUCCUGAAGCCAAGAGUCCACUGCCAGGACCUGGCUCUUUGCAAGAGAGCCCAACCCAUCCACCUACUGCAGGCCAGCCUCAGGGGCCCAAGCUAUGGAAAAACACUCACAUGUCCAGCCUGAAGACAGGAACAUCAUACCCUCUUCAAGAUGGUCUGGUCAUAGGGCGAGAUCUAGACAACACAGUCCUGACCUCUAAGGAGAACUUGGUUCCCAGGACAGCCCUGCUGGAGGCACUGUGGAGAGCUGGUAAUCCGGGGGCUCCGGGCACUAGGAACAGUGUUUUGUCCCUGUCUGACCGAGUGGAGAGGAACCGCCUAGUGCUGCAGGAGAUACUGAAGAUUUCUGGACAGAGUCCCCCUAAAGUGGGAAGCCCACCUUGGACUCCAUCCUGGGACAGAGCUGCACCAGAGCAACUGGCAGAGGAUGUGGACUGGGACUCAGACACUCCCCUGCAGGAUACAGGUCAGGGCAGGGCCCGUGGUCCCAAGCCGGAACCCGUGCUGAGAGUCGGGCAUGAGGAAGCCAAGCAUCUGUUGCAGCGUGCCCGCAUGAAAGCCAGGACCCAGCCCCUCCGUGCCAACCAUGAUAUUGUGCCCACCAUCACGCAGGGCAGCCGAGAUGGUCGGAGAAGCCCACACAUGGAUGCCAGGAUGACCUCUGCUUCCACAGACAGUCUCCAAAAUGGGAACCUGAGAGACUCAUCCAGUGGAGAGUCCAGCAAUGGGCAGGGGCCCAAGCGGGCCCCACCUCUGUCGCAUGUCCGCUUUGAGGAUGAGUCCGCCUGUGAGGCCGAGGUUCGCUGCCUGGAGCGGCUGCAGCAGCGCCAGCGCCAGAUGCUCAGCGUGGUGAUGCAGGCUGUGGGCCAGGGUCCCCUGUGCUCGAAGCCUGAUGUCACCAACUACAUUAACCGGGACCUGGGGGCCAGGGCAUCCAACAGGCCCCUGUGUUGUGUGGACAGCAGUAGCCUCUCUGCUUCAUCACUGGCAUGGGGCAGCAAGAGGAAGUGUCAAGCCUGUGGCACCUGUCUUGAGGAAUGUCACCCUAGCGAGGGGAAGGCCACUCUUGACCCAAGGGUCUUCCAGGGAUCCCAGGUGGCUCGUGGGGCAGAGACAGGGCUCCGGGACUCAUAUAGUUCCCAUAGCCUGGGAAUCCCAUUCCCACUCCUCCCUGCUGAGCCAGGGCUCCAUGUGGGAUCGAUCCGGGAAACACACAUCGGAGACACUGUUGUCACAUGCCCUGAGGAGGGGGACUCUGGCCUGGAUACCACUGACACCUCGGACAGCUACCGGACUGACAGCGAGGAGGCCAGGACCUCUCAACCCAGCAGGGCAGGCAGGCAGACCCGAGGCAGCAGCAGCCUCCGACAGCGACACCAGGGCUGCCAGCCGCAGGGAGGACGAAGGCCGGCCAGGAAAGGUGACAGGGAGCUGCCCUGCAGCCUUCAGGCCAAACCUCACCUGCCUGGGUCUGAUGAUGGGGAGCCAGGAGAAGGGCUGAAAGGAGGCAGAGGUCACAGGGCCCAGGAAACUUGGUUUCUGAGGGAAGAUGCCGUCCAGAAAACCCCUGCUUCAGAACCCAAGAGCUCUUCUCUGGCAUCCCAGAAGCAGUGUGGACCAGAACUGGGAAAUCAGCGGGACCGUUCUGGGGCCUCCUGUGCUCCACGCACGACAGCCGGUGCUGCAUUGUCUUCCAUGACGCCUGCGCCCUUAGGGUCAGGCCGACCAGAAAACCGCGACUCCGCGCACACUGGGUGCGCUUCUUCCGUGCAAAUGGGCCGUGCAGAGCCCUCCGCCUCUCACCAAGUCCAGCAGCCGGCAUCGCCUCUGUCCCCCGAAGGCUGGAUACCAACCCCUCCCUCAUCAAGAAAAUCAGCUUGUCCUGUGCCUCACAGGGAACGAGCCCAGACUGGAUACCACAGGCGGGGUCACCAGGCAGAGCCUGCAGGUGCUGUGCUGGGUGAUGAAGUUACAGCAGUCUACAAGACCCCACUUCCGGCCCCAGGAGCAUUCCAGGACUGUCUCGGCUCAGCAGACGCCGCCACUGUCAACUCCACGGCCAUUACCCUCUCUCUGGCCUCUGAGGAGCCAGAGGCCAUCCAGGAGUCAUCAGGAAGCCUGCAGAGGGCAGAGUCCAGUUCUGGAGGACACAUGCCACCCAGAGCAUCCCUUGGGGCCAGACCAGCUUCCGCUGCUCCAUCUGAUGAGAGGAAGAAAAGGACCAGCAACAUCGCCUCCACUCUGGGGCUGAAAAAGCUCUUCUCAGCUUUGGGCCACACUUCCCGGCCCAAAAUGGGCACAUCCCGCAGCUACAGUGUGGAGCAGCUGCAGUGCGUGGCCCCUGGUCCAGCUUCACAUACCAGCAUCCUCAAAGAGAAGAGAGCCCCAUCAUUACAGUUCCUGCACCUGGUGUCACCCUCCCACCAGCACCGGAAAGCGGCCUCCUUUCAGAACCUCCAUUCUCUGCUGAGUGGCAAGGGGGAUCGGUCCAGCCUCUACCUGGUAGAAAGCCCAGGAGACCCCAGGGCACCUGGAAGGCCAGCCAGGACCCCUCCCCGGCGUACCCUCAGUGUGGAAGACGUGGGUGCCCCUAGCCUGGCUCGCACAGUGGGCCGUGUGGUGGAGGUGUUCCCAGACGGCACAAGCCAGUUGCAGCUGCAGCGCCCCCCGGAGGGCACUUUUGGCUUCCGCGUGGCCUAUGGCAAUGGCCACCGGGACUCAGGACUCUACGUGCAGGCAAUGGCUGACCUGGAUACUGCCAAGCUGUACUCAGGCCUGCUUGGGGUGGGGGACGAGAUUCUCGAAGUAAAUGGGGCCAAGGUUGCUGGACUGGGUUUGGCUCACAUCAAGGAGCUGCUGGCGCGUGUGGACAGCUUGUCAGUCCGUGUUCUGAGACACAGGCCUGCCCCUCAGUGACUGCUCACCUUCCUCCCCGCGCGACCCGCUCUACCUGGACUGGCUGGAAACUCACUGCCCAGCCAUUUUGUGUGCCCAAAGCACGGAUUGUGGUGCCACCUAGCACUCGGGGCUGUGAUUUACCACUUUAAGGAGAGGCAAGGAGCCCAUUUGUGUAUUUCACUGAAGGCCAUUACCUCAUGCAGGUGUGGGGGAAGAAAAUACUGGUCUUUGGUCUCCUUCCAUGAUGGAGGUGGUGGUAACAUCACCUCUUUGUUGGUGGGGGAGAACACUUGACUGGGAUCUUGGGUUGGUCCCUGAGAGCUGGCCUCAGGUGAAGACUCCUCAGUCUCCAGCACUCCAGAGACAGAGACAAAGACAGUAGCCGUGUUGGCUUUGCACACCUCUGUUUCAGCUGUGGCUCCCCUGGCUUCCAUGCCCCACCUUCGUUCCUUAUCCAGAAAGGGCAUAGUGUCCCCAGGCACAGCGUUGGAGCCAGGAGCACAUAUUCCAAAAGUAAACAAUGAGAUGUGUGGCCUGCUGAGUUUCAUACAACCCUUCUGGGUGUAUGGACAUCUGGGAGAUGUUAUCUGGUAGCCAGAAUAUUAAGAAUUUCUAGGAAAUUUUUACGAUACGUAAAGUUGAAAGGAAAAAAUGAAACCCUUGCCAAUUUCAGGGAAGUGCGACUGUGCUAAGUCAGGAUGCAGCAGGGGGGAGGGAGCCAGCCCACCCCUCCGCCUCCACCCUGGGGAGGCUGGGAUUGCUGUAGCCGGCCCUGGGAGGGCCUCUGCCUUUGUUCUCCUGUCCAGCUUGGAGACAGGGCUGCAGCUGGUGUCUGGCUGUCCCUCAGCUGCAAGGUUCCUGUACAGACCUCCCUGGUGGAAGCUGUGGGUGGGCGGCAGGCAGCAGCAAGGUUGUGAGACCCAGGAGUGGCCAUUCUGCCUGGACACAUCCCAUUCGGUUUCCACUGCCCUGAGGGUUGGGUCUCUACAAAUGCAAGUACAAGUGUGCUGGUGUUAAAUUAUUAAAAUGCAGAGCUGAUGCUUUCAUCCUGUCCUCACCAGUGCUUGGAAGGGGCAGGGCGGGAGCUGAGAGGCACAGGUAUGGGGGAGGCCCCAGGCAGGAUGGAUGCAGGAGAGUCUGCAGACAGUCCUUGGGCUGGGAGACAAGCUCUGACAAGGCUUAUGAUGAGAGAACAUGGAGCU
Molecule: messenger RNA, 4716 nt
Organism: Jaculus jaculus (lesser Egyptian jerboa)
Lineage: Eukaryota; Metazoa; Chordata; Mammalia; Rodentia; Dipodidae
Product: KIAA1614 ortholog
Exons: 11
Coding region: 74-3532 (1152 amino acids)
Biological process (GO): centrosome cycle; regulation of cellular localization; establishment or maintenance of cell polarity
Cellular component (GO): apical plasma membrane; nucleus; cell cortex
Molecular function (GO): protein kinase C binding
Source: RefSeq, a predicted model, not a curated record